This is a messenger RNA of Vanessa tameamea, 1059 nucleotides long. RefSeq lists its product as uncharacterized. The record is from RefSeq and is a predicted model, not a curated record. Lineage: Eukaryota; Metazoa; Arthropoda; Insecta; Lepidoptera; Nymphalidae. The transcript has 8 exons. The coding region runs from base 7 to 1032 and encodes 341 amino acids.
UCAAGUAUGGACAGCGGAAGUUCCGGCCGGCAGUCGCGCCUGUUGGGAAGGUUGCUCGGUAAACUACGCGGCGAGCAUCGAUACUCGACUCUCGAUAAAAACUUCUCAUUUACAUCAACUGGCAUGAGUGAAAGUAUAGGUUGUGGGAGCAAUGAAGACAAUGAUACUGCACAACAAGCCGACGUAUCCAGCGGUACCAUUGACGAUGCACAGUUUGCCGCCAAUAUUGACCUCAGGUAUGGCGGCCAGUAUUUGACUCCAGAACAAUUGCCUGAAUUUUGCAACCAGCUUCACCAUUUGGUUGAAGUUAUUAGAAACAUACAAUCGUAUGCUAAAGUCACCGACGAGUAUCCAAGCGAACUCGAGCGUCGUUUAGAGUGUGAAGCUCGCGAAGUGGUUGCGCUCGCUCGUGAAGUGCGCAACGCUCGAGAUUCGGCGUCGCGGACGCGCUUGCAGCGACGCGCGUUGCGUUCUCAGCGCGCACAGAUGAUUGCUCAUCUCGCUAAGCUGAGGGAGGCUGAGGUACGUGAACUUGAGAACUCAAUAAGGCUGUCGGAUCGCAAACUCUAUAAAAGCUGGGAGGCGUUACGUGACAACAAUGAUUCAGCUGCGUUUGAGCCCUUGCUAGAGGAGAUCAAGAAUAAGCAAGCCGCCUUGGACUGUCUCAUUCGCCUGAUAGAGAAUCGACGAAGAAGCAUCCCAAUAGCCCGCGCGCCGCAUCCCCUGCCCCCUCCUCCCGGAGAAGAUGAAGAUGUUGUCCAUAUAGGUGGUAUUAGAAAACGGCAAGACACUCGUCGUAACAACAAGAGAAGAAGGAAGGAAUCAUCACGGGAGCCGAGGUCUAUGCCGCUAUCUGGAGAGCCUAGUCAUCAUAGUCCUCAGCAAGUGACGUUGUAUAUUCAAGGACCAGGGGUAGUGUCAGAGAGCACGUCCCGGUUCCGUGCGGGCAGCGCUGGAGCCGUAACUCUGGGAUCACUUGAACUGCCCACACCGGCUAGUGUGCGAGAUAUACUCUUUUUUACCACUGACUGAUUAUACCAUAAUGUGUAAUGCGACAGA